Messenger RNA from Colossoma macropomum (tambaqui), 2418 nucleotides. It is a transcript of the gene h3f3c, whose product is annotated as H3 histone, family 3C. Gene Ontology annotation, cellular component: nucleosome. The transcript is spliced from 4 exons. NCBI's taxonomy places the organism in Eukaryota, Metazoa, Chordata, Actinopteri, Characiformes, Serrasalmidae. The coding region runs from base 128 to 538 and encodes 136 amino acids. The record is from RefSeq and is a predicted model, not a curated record. Gene Ontology annotation, molecular function: structural constituent of chromatin; protein heterodimerization activity; DNA binding.
GCCAUUUUGCCGCUGGCCGCUGGGCUCCCAUUGUGUGAGUGAGAUAGUAAACAGAGAGCGGCAGGCAGAGCUGCUCACCCUUCCGCGCCGAAAACCAAACGCAUCCGCCGCAGGUGAUUGAGUAACUAUGGCCCGUACUAAGCAAACCGCCCGUAAGUCGACAGGAGGUAAAGCUCCUCGCAAGCAGCUGGCCACUAAAGCUGCCCGCAAGAGUGCGCCCUCUACUGGAGGAGUGAAGAAGCCUCAUCGCUACAGGCCCGGUACCGUGGCUCUGCGUGAGAUCCGUCGAUACCAGAAGUCCACUGAGCUGCUGAUCCGUAAGCUGCCGUUCCAGCGUCUGGUCAGAGAGAUCGCUCAGGACUUCAAAACGGACCUGCGCUUCCAGAGCGCCGCCAUUGGGGCUCUGCAGGAGGCCAGCGAGGCGUACCUGGUGGGUCUUUUCGAGGACACCAACUUGUGUGCCAUCCAUGCCAAGCGUGUCACCAUCAUGCCCAAAGACAUCCAGCUGGCCCGCCGUAUCCGUGGAGAGCGUGCUUAGGCUCUCCUCUUCCUGCUCCUUCCCCUCUUUUUCGCAUUCUCUCUCUCUCUCUCUCUCUCUCUCUCUCUCUCUCUCUCUCUCUCUCACUCUCUCUCUCUCUCUCUCUUUUUCCCUCUCCACUCGUCUCCUCCCUCUUUCUUGGUAGAGUUUAGAGUAUCAGCGACGGGGAGGCCAAUGUGUUUCAGUCUAUUAGUGCUGUCUCACUGAAGCGUAGGGUACCUGUAUGUGCAUGUAACAGAUGCUGCUGAUCACUCGCCCACACACACACACACACACAUACAUAUAUACACACACACAUCCACGCAACACACAUUCUGGCGCACGCACGCUGAACUCAUGUAUACGUACACACAGUUGGAGCAUAAACGAGGUCCACCCUUGCCAAGCUUGGGGUCUUUCACAGACGUUUACGUACACGCAUAUGCACAUGCACGUGCACACACAGGGAGGUCAGAGGGGUGGUGUCUGGGGUUAGUCUGCUUAAGGGGAGCGGCAACUUCCACAGCAGGGUGCUACUAAAACUGCCCCAGGCCACCUUUACCUACCCUGUACCUGUACAUCUGUAUCCGCACACCUGAACCUUCUUGCCUGUACCUACUUACUUUUGCUUGUGUACUUGUACUUUCAUACCUGUACCUACUUAUCUAUACUUAGAUGUCUGUUCAUCUAUACGUGUAUAUCUGUUCACCUGUACCUAUGUAUUUGUACCUCAGUACGUGCUGACCUGUACCUUCAUACCUGUACCUGCUGACCUGUACCUUCAUACCUGUACCUGCUGAUCUGUACCUUCAGACCUGUACCUUCAUACCUGUACCUGCUGACCUGUACCUUCAUACCUGUGUCUGUUGACCUCUACUUACCCAUAACCUGUACCUUCGUACUUGUACCUUCAUACCUGUACCUUCGUAGCUGUACCUACUCACCUGUACUUUCAUACUUGUGUUUAUAGACCUCUACUUACCAAUAAUCUGAACCUACUUACCUGUAUUUACUCACUUGUACCUACUCACCUGUACCUUCGUACCUGUACCUACUCACCUGUGUCUGUAGACCUACUUACCAAUAACCUGUACCUCCAUAUCUGUACUUAUACACGUAUACCUCCACACCUUUCUUCACCCAACCCUGUGUACCUGUCCAUUCCUCAUACACCUGUUCUUUCCUGUCCACCCAUGUCCCAUGUCUGUCCACCUCUUGGCAGAUUUGUGUGUGUGUGUACGUGCAGGUCCAUUUCCCCCCGUGUGUGCGAGUGGGUGACGUGAUCAGCAAAGCAGAAUCGUAUUCAACUGCAAACCAGCAUCUAUUGGUUAAAAGUUGUUAUAAUAUUGAUGAUUACUAUUAUUGUUGAUAUGGUGUCUUUUUUUUCUAUGAUGCAUACACAUGACUUGUUUUACCACUGUUAGGAUAAAAAAGAGCAAAACUAAAGAAAAUUUGAAUUUGUUUCUUUGUUUUUUGUUUUUUUUAUCGUAGUGAUUGCCGAUCCUGCUCCUCCUGUUAAAACUUCAGGCAGCCACAGGGGGGCGCUCUAAACCAGCCUCUCAUUCACUCUCACUGUUCUUCAGACAUCCCUCCUCCUCCUUCUCGCUUUUCUCUUCCUUUCUCUUUCUCUCUCCCCCCCCUCACCCUUUUUUUUUUCUUCCACAGAUCGGCAUUCGUCACGAAUUGUAGCAAAAAAAAAAUCGCCACGUUUAGUUUUCGGAGUGUUUCACUCUCUUUGUGUAGACCUUUUUGCUCCUCUCUCUCUUUCGCGCUCUCUCGUUGUGAUACACAGUAUAACCUCAUGUUUCUGUUUAUUUUUCUUAUUCAGAAAUCUAAAUAAGCUGAUCUUUGUAUUUUCCAAAUUUCUCAUACUAUGGUGGUAAUAAAUAGAUGUUACACAA